Messenger RNA from Tetrahymena thermophila SB210, 1068 nucleotides. RefSeq lists its product as hypothetical. The transcript has 6 exons. NCBI's taxonomy places the organism in Eukaryota, Ciliophora, Oligohymenophorea, Hymenostomatida, Tetrahymenidae. The record is from RefSeq and is a predicted model, not a curated record.
AUGAUAGCUAAAUUAUUUAUUAGAAGCUCUUAGAGAUUGAUUGCUUUGAACGCAAGAUUUUUUUCAACAAAUCCUGCUAACUAAUUUAAUAAUUAGGAAACCUCUUCUACCUAUUAAAAUCAAAGAAAUAAUAGAAGAGAACCUUCUGAAUUCAGAAGAAACAACUAAGAAAGAUAUUAAAAAAGAGAAGGAGAAGAAUAGUAUAGACCUAGAAAGGAAAGUAUUACAUGGGAUGAAUAUUUUAAUUUAUAUGCUACCAAUAAAAUCCACAAUAUUAGUGAAGCUAAGUUCCCUUACAACUUCAGGGGUAUGCAAGACUUUGUUCCAAUCAAAAAAGAAUUCGAUAAUAUGAUCUUCGCUAAAGGUGAAAAUUACGCUGAUUUUUGCAAACAAUUCGAUAGAAGAAUGGUUUGGUUCAUGAAAUCCCUUGCAACUAAUAAAGAUGAUGAUUUACCUUACUCUGAAUUGAAUUUCUUACUUCAAGCCAAAAAGGGUGCUGAAUUACUUAGAAGAAACGGAUAUUAGAUUAAUUUAAUUGAAGAUAAUGAAGGUUUCUAAAAGUUUGGAGGUAAAAAAGGAGGUCAACCUUUUGAAAUAACUCAUAUUAUGGGUUUAAACAGCAACAGAACCAGAAAUGCUGGUACUGAUGCUUAUUCUAUUAUCAGAGAUUUAGAAGAAAAAGGUUUAAUUAUGUUUAUUGGUAAUCAAUUAAAAAUGGAUGAAAAUGGAAAUUAUGAUUUCAAGUUAACCCGUGAUGAUGAUAAAUAAAUGAUUUUAAGAGUUCAUUACAAAUUCGCUACUCCUUAUAUUCUUUAGGUUACUGACAGUUCAGGAAAAGUUGUUUCACCUCCUCCUGAGUCUUAUAUUCACACUGCUGUCUUUGAAAAUUAAUUGAGACUUCCUCCUAAAUUCUCUCGUCUUGAUCUUCAUUUCCUUGACUGGAUCAAGCUUUAUAGAAUAUAGAACGAAUGGAAAUUAGUAGAUUUCGAUAGAUUCUUGAGUGGUAACAAACUUAUAUACUCUGAAAAGGAAUAGAGACAAUUAUUUAAAGGAGAAAAAGAUAACUGA